AUGCCUCAGAAUGCUCGUGCGCUCGUUGUGAGAGAGCUCGGAGGACCUUUUACUCUCGAGGACAUCAUUGUUGAUGAUAUACGGCCUGAUGAGGCCCUUGUCAAAAUUGAAGCCUCGGGUAUCUGUCGCACGGAUUUACAUUGUGCAGCCGGUCAUCGUCCAGUUCAAGUACCCGCCAUCUUCGGACACGAAGGUUCGUGUGCUGGAACCGUACUCCAAGUAGGCGAACAAAUUACAGAUAUUCAACCUGGCGAUAAAGUUUUGCUGAGUUACUCCAUCUGUCGUGUCUGCAAACAAUGUCGUUCUGGAAACCGAGCCUACUGCGAAAGGAUACUUGCCCUCAACUUCAGCGGCAAGCGAGAAGAUGGCUCUAGUCCUCUGUCUCUACCAGAUGGUCAAGCUCUGUUUAGCAACUUCUUCGGUCAAAGCUCGUUUUCGGAUAUAGCGGUGGUCAACGGGACUAGUCUGGUCAAGGUUGCUGCGGAUACACCUUUGCAGCUCUUUGCGUCACUUGGGUGCAGCAUGCAGACUGGAGUCGGCGCGAUAUUCAAUACAUUGGAUGUACAACCAGGGUCGACCGUAGCAGUCUUUGGCGUAGGCUCCCUCGGAUUAUAUGCGAUCAUGGCCUGCAAGCUUCGACAAGCAAAGAACGUCAUUGCAAUCGACAUACAGCCAUCACGUCUUACACUCGCAUCAGAGCUUGGAGCGACUGCCACUAUCGACAGUUCACAAGGUGAUGUAGCAGAAGAGAUUCGAAAAAUAUGCGGACCAUCUGGUAUUGAGCGAGCGCUGGAUUGCUCAGGGGUUGCGGAAAUCAUCGAGACAAUGAUAGAGUCCUUGGGAACGAGAGGCAAAGCUUGCUCUGUCGGCUCUAAUGCGCCAGGCACUCGGAUAAGUAUAGAUGUGCAUAAGCACUUUGUUCGGGGCACACAAUAUGUUGGGAGUCACCAGGGCGAUUCUGAUCCUCACGAGAUGGCACCGAUGCUUCUGAAGGGGUAUUCGCUCGGGAGAUUGCCUCUUGAGAAAAUCACGACCGCUUACAAGGUCGAAGACUUUCAGCGCGCGUUCGACGAUGUUCAAUCGGGCAAGACCGUGAAGGCUAUUCUGACCUGGAACUAG
This is a messenger RNA of Aureobasidium namibiae CBS 147.97, 1119 nucleotides long. RefSeq names its product GroES-like protein. The record is from RefSeq and is a predicted model, not a curated record. Lineage: Eukaryota; Fungi; Ascomycota; Dothideomycetes; Dothideales; Saccotheciaceae. Gene Ontology annotation, molecular function: oxidoreductase activity. The transcript is spliced from 3 exons. Bases 1 to 1119 code for a protein of 372 amino acids.